Papaver somniferum (opium poppy) is the source of this 1431-nucleotide messenger RNA. RefSeq names its product B3 domain-containing protein Os03g0619800-like. NCBI's taxonomy places the organism in Eukaryota, Viridiplantae, Streptophyta, Magnoliopsida, Ranunculales, Papaveraceae. Gene Ontology annotation, molecular function: DNA binding. The transcript is spliced from 6 exons. The coding region runs from base 1 to 1431 and encodes 476 amino acids. The record is from RefSeq and is a predicted model, not a curated record.
AUGGAGUUUUACUCUAUUUCUGCUGGACAUCUUUUGGUCUUCAGAUACGAUGGGAAUUCAACAUUUCAUGUUCUUAUAUUCACUAUGAGUGCUACGGAGAUUGAAUAUCCAAUGCGUAGCUUCAAAACCAUGUUUAAAGGUAAAGCUCAAGUGAUUGACAUUGAUUCUUGUAGUAGUGAUAGCAACAAUGAAAAUUCCACCCAAAGUGAGCCUUCAUCAAGUAGAGACAGUCAAGUCAAUUUGGAAACUGAACCUGUUGAUGAACAUGAUUAUCCAAAACGUCGAAAAGUGUCCGCCGCAACUAAAAGAUUUAAUACUUCACGGGUAACACAAUUAAAAGAAAGAGCACUAAGAGCAGCCGAGGCCUUUAGGUCAGAAGAACCGUUCUUCAAGGCUAUUAUGCACGCUUCUUGUGUAAAGACUGGAGGCAAUAUGCAUGUGCCGUCGGAUUUUGCGAUUCCAUAUUUGCAACACAAAACUACGCGGGUUACACUAAGAGUUUCGGACGGGAAAUCGUGGGAUGUUGGGGUACUUUAUACACAAAGCUUUUAUAAAACAACUCUAUCUAAAGGCUGGCCUAAGUUUGCUUUAGACAAUCAUUUGAACACAGGGGACGUCUGUGUGUUUGAGCUGGUGGAUAGAAAAAAAUUCGAGAUAAAUGUUCACAUUUUCCAAGUCUUCAAAACCAACUUUAGAGAUGAAGCUCAGGUGAUCCGUAUCGAUCCUUGUAGUACUCGUAGCAACAAUGAAACUUCUACCCAGUCUUCAUCAACUAGAGGGGGACAAGUCAAUCUGGAAACUGAGGAACCAGUAUUUUGCAGUAAUGUUACACAAUCAAAAGAAAGAGCACUUGCAGCAGCUGAGGCAUUUACGUCAGAUAAUCCAUUCUUCAAGGCCAUUAUGUGCCCCUUCAAUAUAAGUAACGGAGUUGUGAACAUACCUGGUAAUUUUGCGACUCCAUAUCUAAAACACAAAACUGCACUGGUCACUUUAAGUGUUUCGGAUGGGAAAUUGUGGGAUGUCAUCCUAACUUCAAUUAAUUCAGGCACAACAACUUUAUCCAAUGGCUGGAAACAGUUUGUGUCAGAUAACCAGUUGAACCAAGGGGAUGUCUGUGUCUUUGAGCUUGUUGAUAGAAAAUAUUUUGUGAUGAAUGUUCAUAUUUUCCGAGUCUUCCAAAAGACAUGUAGUAGUAGUGAAAAAUUGGAGAUAGAUGCUCCCCGGGCAGGCAGAUCAAAAGAAAAAUCACUUGCAGCAGCCAAUGCGUUUAAGUCUAAGAAGCCGUACUUUAAGAUGGUACCUGCGGCUUUUUCGGUUCCGUAUUUGAAACAUGAAACUAAGGUCAGAUUAAGGGGUGUGGAUGGCAAAACGUGGGAAAUGCAGUGUAAUCUGUUACACAAACCUGAUCGUGCGAAGCUAUUCAAGGGUUGA